This is a messenger RNA of Ricinus communis (castor bean), 920 nucleotides long. RefSeq names its product probable inactive dual specificity protein phosphatase-like At4g18593. The transcript is spliced from 3 exons. Gene Ontology annotation, molecular function: protein tyrosine/serine/threonine phosphatase activity. Bases 247 to 684 code for a protein of 145 amino acids. Gene Ontology annotation, biological process: protein dephosphorylation. The record is from RefSeq and is a predicted model, not a curated record. NCBI's taxonomy places the organism in Eukaryota, Viridiplantae, Streptophyta, Magnoliopsida, Malpighiales, Euphorbiaceae.
AAAAUAAACACUAAUUCUAUUAUCUUUUUCUCAUCUCAAGCUCGCAUCAACUGAAUCCUAAUUCUCUUAAAAGUCUCCACCAUCCAACCUCUUCUUCUUCACGCCACCGCUGCUGCCGUCCACGCCACAGCUGCUGCGAUUCACUCCGCUGCUGCCGUCCACGCCGCUGCUGCUGGCGUCGCCCUUGCUGCCGUCGUUCUCAGCCGCUGCUCCGUCUCAGUGCAAUGACUUAAGUUCGUUCUAACAAUGGCGACAAUGGACAACUCAGUUUCAGCACCUGUGCCAGAAGCUGACACUAAUAAUUCUGAUUUAGAACCUGCCUCAAAGCCUCAAGUCAUAUACCGCUGUAAAAAGUGUCGAAGAAUUGUAGCAUCAGUGGAGAACAUUGUUUUACAUGAGCGUGGAAAGGGAGAAGAAUGCUUUAAAUGGAAAAGGAGAAGUGGUGAUCCCCAAGACAAGGAACCAGCUGAAUGCUCCUCCAUCUUUGUAGAACCCAUGAAGUGGAUGCAAACAGUGCACGAAGGUUUUGUGGGAGAAGGUUCUGUAGGAGAGAAGCUUCAGUGCCUGGGCUGCAAAGCACGGUUAGGUUCCUUCAAUUGGGCAGGCAUGCAAUGCAACUGUGGAACAUGGGUCAAUCCUGCAUUUCAAUUGCACAAAAGUAGAUUAGACAAAUGUUUUAUAUGAGUAGAGGGUAUGUAUUUGUUGCAAGAGAAAUGAGAAGUCAUAGUGUCUAUGAAAUGGGAAAUUGCACUUGCACAUAGGUAACAGAAGUUUAGCAUCAUUUGGAUGCACUAGAAAAGCAUGAUAUAAGUUUUUAAUGUUGUUUUGCUCUUUUUUUUUUUCUCUAAACCUUGUGCACCGAUUCUAGUCUGUCAUUUUCUCUAUAAUUUUAUUAAAUAGUUAAAAACUCAUAUUUAUUA